Messenger RNA from Cutaneotrichosporon oleaginosum, 1134 nucleotides. RefSeq lists its product as uncharacterized. The record is from RefSeq and is a predicted model, not a curated record. Lineage: Eukaryota; Fungi; Basidiomycota; Tremellomycetes; Trichosporonales; Trichosporonaceae. Gene Ontology annotation, cellular component: 90S preribosome; cytosolic large ribosomal subunit. Gene Ontology annotation, molecular function: RNA binding. Gene Ontology annotation, biological process: maturation of LSU-rRNA.
CCACCACUGAAAUCUUCGAUCUGCUACUCACCCAAGUACCACACACCACGCACGAUGCCGCCCUCCGCCGCCGCAUCCAAGAAGAUUAAGGCCAAGAAGGCCGCUGCUGCGCCGGUCGACGCCGCGCCCCCUGGUGCGCUCCCCGCCGGCUUCAAGCCGCAGCAGGCGCGCAAGGCUGUCGACGCGCUGCUCGCGUACCACGAGAAGACUGCGGCGGAGCGCGAGCGGACAGAGCUCAUCGCGCGCGACGAGUAUAUUUGGCUCUCGAUCAACACCAAGACGGGGAGCACGCGGAAGAAGCUCAUGCCGGUGAAGAUCCAGCUCCCCACCCCCGCCCUCCCCCCACCGCCCGCGACUUCCGUCUGCCUGUUCACCAAGGACCCGCAGCGCGAGUACAAGGACCUGUUGGAGAAGCAGGGCGUCAAGUUCGUGGACCGGGUCGUUGGUGUCGAGAAGCUGCGCGGCAAGUUCAAGCCCUUUGAAGCCCGCCGGCAACUGCGCAACGACCACGACCUGUUCCUUGUCGACGACCGCGUGCUCCCCUUGAUGCCCAAGCUGCUCGGCAAGAUGUUCUUCGAGGCCAAGAAGACGCCUAUCCCCGUCAACGUCCUCCGCAAGGACCUCAAGGCCGAGCUCGGCCGCGCCAUCGCCUGCACCUACUUCCACCCGUCGACCGGGACGUCUCACUCCGUGCGGAUAGCGACUCCUGGCGUGACGACGCCUGCGGAGACCGUGGCAAACCUUCUCGCGGCUGCGCCCGCCGCUGCCGAGCUCGUGGGCGGGUGGGACAACGUGCUUUCAGUCGGCAUCAAGACGAGCACGUCGGUGCUGCUGCCCGUGUGGAGCGCGCCGUUGACCGGGCGAUUCAAGGACGCCGCUGCCGACGCUGCCGAGGAGAUGGAGGUUGAGGAGCCUCAGCCCAAGGCCACCAAGGCCAAGGCCGUCAAGGCUACCGACGCGAAGGAGAAGAAGGCCGCGCCCGAGCUCAAGAAGAGCUCGACCGUCGGCUCGGGGGCUAAGAAGGCCAAGGCGGCUGUCGUCGGCACGCCCAAGCCCAAGACUAAGGCCAAGGCUAAGUAGAUACCCAUCCGUAUAGAGGCUCGUUUGGACCACAUGUAUGCAUGUUUACUGAGG